Messenger RNA from Rotaria sp. Silwood1, 471 nucleotides. Lineage: Eukaryota; Metazoa; Rotifera; Eurotatoria; Philodinida; Philodinidae. The record is from the annotation of a GenBank genome assembly.
AUGACUCUGACCAUCGAUUCACCAGGAGACUGUGAUGUUACUAUUUAUGUAUACGAACUUCAAACCAUUCAGAUCGGAGCUGUCUCUAGACUUAGAACAUCGAACUAUUUGAGAGGUAAUCAAUUAAAAAUUGAAGCAAGUGACACAUCUCAAAUGAUGUUAAAUAAUAUCACAUUUGAAGAUGUUGAAGUUCGACUGUUAAAAAGUAGUAAUGUAACACUUUCGGGUUCAACUGAACAACUCCAUGUUAUUCAGCUAGGUCAAGGAACUUUUGACUCUCGUUCCCUUUCAACCAAUCAUGCAACACUAUUCACGGAUAAUUCUGGUUUAGUUAAAAUCAAAUCCAAUAGUUAUCUUUCAUUAUCAGUCGGUAGAAUGGGCAAUGUCAUUUGGUGUUCACCUUAUGGAGAUAUUAAAACAGAACGCACAAUGAACGAAAAUUCACGUAAUAUUAUUUAUCAUUGUGAUUAA